AUGUCUUUCAUUGCCAGGUCCGUGGUAAGAGGUCUUGCCGCUCGGUCUACCUUCACAAACGAAUCGUGGACCGGUGCCUGGGAGGCUCAUGGCAGCACCCAAGGCAACAUCUCUCCCCAGGCCAGAAACGGCGGCGGUCCCCUGGGUACUGUGGAUGCACCACAUCUGCCUUUCUGCAUAGGCCAGCCUCCUUGGAGCGGCCAGAACCCUAGCAUGCCCAAUACCGGCGUUACACGAGAGUACGACUUUACCGUCACGUACCAGGAUAUCGCCCCUGAUGGCGUAACAAAGAGGGGUGUCCUCGUCAACGGCCAGUUUCCCGGCCCGAUGAUCGAGGCGAACUGGGGUGACUGGAUCCAAGUCACCGUCCACAAUGCUCUGGGUAAAGAAGAGGGCGAGGGUACCUCGAUGCACUGGCACGGCUUCACGCAGAAGGAGAGCCAGUGGAUGGAUGGCGUUCCCGGCGUCCAGCAGUGCCCUAUUACCCCGGACGACAGCUUUACCUACCGUUUCCGUGCCGACCAGUACGGUACCUCGUGGUACCACAGCCAUUACAGCGCGCAGUAUGCUGGUGGAGCUGCCGGCGCCAUUGUCGUCUACGGCCCGGACAGCGCUGGCUACGACAUCGAUCUCGGCCCUGUCAUGCUUUCCGACUGGUAUCAUGCUCAGUAUUACGACAUCGUGAAGGAGACCAUGCAGGCCGACCCGACCGGAAAGAACCCCACGCCCCCGCCGCCAUCCGACAACAACCUGAUCAACGGCUUCGGCGAGUUCGACUGCUCCACCACCGACCUGCCUUGCGUUCCCGAUGCCGGUGUGGCCAAGUUCAAGUUCACCGCAGGAAAGAAGCACCGCCUCCGGUUGGCAAACACCGGAGCUGAGGCCAUGCAGAGGUUCAGUAUUGAUGGCCACAAAAUGACCGUCAUUGCCCACGACUUCGUUCCCGUCCAACCUUUCGAAGUGACCGCUUUGACUCUCGGCGUCGGACAGCGUGUCGAUGUCGUUGUCGAGGCUACCGGCAAGCCAUCGGAUUCCUACUGGAUGCGUUCGGACAUUGGCCUUGACGGCUGCAACGCCUUCAACAAGGCUGCCUCUGAAGCCCUCGCAGUCGUCGUCUACGAUCAUGCUGAUCCCAACGUCGUUCCCGCCUCGACUGCUCAGCCCGACGCGAAGUUGACGGUCUGCAAGAACGACGACAUCUCGCUCGGUCUCCCGUUGCACCCCGUCAUGCCCGACCCCAACCCGUCUACGACUACGGAGCUCCACAUCACCAACGAGUGGAACGGCACUCACUGGCUGUGGCACUUUGGCGGACCGUCCUACCGCGCCGACUUCAAUGACGCUCUGCUGUACCAGAUCCAGCAGGGCAACGCCGAGUUCGGUCCUCAGAGCAACGUCCACGACUUUGGUUCCAACAAGUCGGUCCGCUUCGUCAUCUACAACGACUCGCCUGCUCCCCACCCCAUGCACAUGCACGGCCACAACUUCUGGGUGCUCGCUGACGGCGUCGGCCACUGGGACGGCACCAUCGCCAACCCGAACAACCCGCAGUACCGCGACGUCCACGUCCUGCAGCCGGCUCCGACUGGCAGUUCUUCCUACAUGGUCAUCCAGAUCAACCUCGACAACCCCGGCCUCUGGCCCUUCCACUGCCACAUUGCCUGGCACGUCUCCGCCGGCCUCUACCUCAACAUCCUCGAGCGUCCCAACGACAUCAAGAAGCUCGCCAUUCCUUCCUCAUUUGGCGACCAGUGCAAGGUGUGGGGCGAAUACACUGCCACCAACCCCAUCGAUCAGAUCGACUCCGGCUUGAAGAGAAAGGCCAUGCCUCUCUAG
This is a messenger RNA of Lasiodiplodia theobromae, 1836 nucleotides long. Its product is annotated as Ascorbase and cu-oxidase. Bases 1 to 1836 code for a protein of 611 amino acids. The record is from RefSeq and is a predicted model, not a curated record. Lineage: Eukaryota; Fungi; Ascomycota; Dothideomycetes; Botryosphaeriales; Botryosphaeriaceae. Gene Ontology annotation, molecular function: oxidoreductase activity; copper ion binding. The transcript has 3 exons.